AUGCAACUCCUGACCUGGUACCCCCGGGAUGGCGAGGUGAUCCAACCCUUCCAAGUCCUCCCCCCGCACCGCGAGGUCAUUCCAUGCUUCCAAGUCCUCCCGUCGCAGAGCGCUACAUACACCUUCAAGGCCCUCUCACCGACGACCAUGAAGUAUUCAGAUGGAUCCACCAGGACUGGGCUCGAGUGGCGUGAAUUCGAGGUUGAGCUGCCCCCUCCGUCGUGCGACGGCCCGGACAAGGUGGCAAGCCUCUCAUUCACUCAACUCGCCAGCGGGACCUCGGGCGAGACCUGUUUCGACAUGGAGUGCUCAGAGGGUAUGGUGACUGUCCGAAGGAACGCCAGUGGCCAGCCCCAAGCCUUGAGUGUUGGAGCUGACGCCUUCCCCGCCGCACUUGUGCAGCCGGGUGCCUACCCGCUGGAGGCCACAACGUGGUCUCUGUUCGAACGGCUGGAGCCAAAGGAGACCAUCUCUGGAAGGACAAUGGUCGGCCCGAUCCUGAUCGACAGGACGGGCGCGGAAGAUUGGAUGACGACGACGGGAGUACAUGGAGAGGGUCUCGUCAAGUACUCUUCCAUACCCGCUCGGUCGGCUUCGAGGUCGGCGAGCCCGAUGGCCCGAUGGCGCCAGCUGUGUGGCGUCGACGAGAUGACGUCCGAAAGUCGAGCGGAAUGA
This is a messenger RNA of Dioszegia hungarica, 675 nucleotides long. RefSeq lists its product as uncharacterized. The transcript has a single exon. Bases 1 to 675 code for a protein of 224 amino acids. The record is from RefSeq and is a predicted model, not a curated record. Lineage: Eukaryota; Fungi; Basidiomycota; Tremellomycetes; Tremellales; Bulleribasidiaceae.